Messenger RNA from Lycium ferocissimum, 564 nucleotides. Its product is annotated as agamous-like MADS-box protein AGL61. The record is from RefSeq and is a predicted model, not a curated record. The transcript has a single exon. Gene Ontology annotation, biological process: regulation of transcription by RNA polymerase II. Gene Ontology annotation, molecular function: protein dimerization activity; DNA-binding transcription factor activity, RNA polymerase II-specific; RNA polymerase II cis-regulatory region sequence-specific DNA binding. NCBI's taxonomy places the organism in Eukaryota, Viridiplantae, Streptophyta, Magnoliopsida, Solanales, Solanaceae. The coding region runs from base 1 to 564 and encodes 187 amino acids.
AUGGAGGGUAAGAAGCUCAUUGGACGUCAAAAAAUUCCCAUGGUAAAAAUAGAAAAUGAAGACGCUCGAUAUGCCUCCUUUUCAAAACGUCGAUCAACUUUAUAUAAAAUGGCUAGUGAACUUGUUCAACAGUGCGACGUUGACAUAGGUAUAGUUCUUUUUUCUUCGAAGGAUAUGUCUCAUUCAUUUUUUCAUCCAACUGUUGAAGUAGUUGCUCAUCAUUUUUUGAAUCCUAAUAAGGAAUUAAGUCAAACUACACAACUUGUUGGGACACAUGUUCGAAACAAGGUGAUUAAAAUCAAUAGCUUACUUGAAGAGUUUGAAAUUAGAGAAGAGUUUGCAAACAAACAAACACUUCAUCUUGACGAAGCGAGAAAGGCUAGGAAAAUAGGUUGGUGGGAGCAUAUUGAAAAAUUCAACGCAGAUGACUUAAUCAAGUUUGAAGCUUGGUUAAAUGCUACUGAUUUCAACAUGAGAUAUCGUCUGAAACAAUUGGAAAAUAAAGUUGCAUCUUCAUCACAAACUUCUCUUGAGAAUGCUAAUGAUGCAUCUAAUGCUUCAUAA